Dovyalis caffra is the source of this 1290-nucleotide messenger RNA. The record is from the annotation of a GenBank genome assembly. NCBI's taxonomy places the organism in Eukaryota, Viridiplantae, Streptophyta, Magnoliopsida, Malpighiales, Salicaceae.
AUGUCCACACUUCUCUACGUAAUCCUCACUUCUCUCAUUGUCAGCACUCUAGCAAUUAACACCAACAGGGAAACACUUGAGUUUCUCAUUGGUAACAGAGGUAGGGGCCUAAAGAAAGGUUGCAGCUCUGAAAAUCACAGGAAACAUGGCGCAACUCAGUGUUCAAAAUCAGUAGUUCCUGAAGCACCACCACCAGCUCCGCCUCUGAAAAAAGAACUGUUGUUGUUUGCAGACCAAAGGCUGGCUUUGGUGUAUUCUAUCAUACAGAAAUUCAAGUCCACGAUCACCUCGGAUCCUUUUGGCGUCACCAAAACCUGGGUAGGCUCAGAUAUAUGCAACUACAAAGGCUUCUUCUGCGACAGCCCUCCAGAUAACAAGUCUGCAACAACUGUUGCCUCUAUAGACUUCAACGGAUUUCAACUAGCUGCCCCUACUCUCGAUGGAUUUCUUGAUCAACUCCCUGAUGUUGCGCUUUUUCAUGCAAAUUCCAACAACUUUGCAGGGACUAUCUCACCAAAUAUCGCCAAGCUUCCUUAUCUCUAUGAGAUUGACAUAAGUAACAACCUAUUCUCUGGCUCAUUUCCUGCAGCUGUCCUUGGUAUGAAUGGCCUAACUUUCCUGGACAUUCGGUUCAAUUUCUUUACUGGAGCAGUACCACCUCAGAUAUUUACACAAAAUCUCGAUGUUCUCUUUCUCAACAAUAACAAUUUUACGACGAGAUUGCCGGAUAAUUUGGGCAGCACCCACAUUCUUUAUCUCACCUUGGCAAACAACAAAUUCAUAGGUCCAAUCCCAAGUGGCAUUUUCAAAGCAUUUUCCUCUCUGAGUGAGGUCCUGCUCUUGAACAACCAACUAACAGGUUGUUUGCCUUAUGAGGUUGGGCUUCUCAAAGAGGCCAUAGUAUUUGAUGCUGGCAACAAUAAAUUGACUGGUCCGUUGCCGAUCGCCUUGUCUUGUCUGGAGAAGGUGGAGCAGCUGAACUUCGCAGGCAAUCAAUUAUUUGGAAUGGUUCCUGAGAUGGUAUGUGAGCUGAAAAAUUUGAUGAACUUUUCAUUGUCCAAUAAUUAUUUCACAGCGGCGGGGCCAUUGUGCAGGAUUCUGAUUGAGAAAGGAGUGCUUGAUGUUACAAACAAUUGCAUCCCUGAUCUUCCAUUCCAGAGAUCAGUAGUUGAAUGUUCAGAUUUCUUUGCACACCCGAAGUCCUGUCCCCAAAUGUGGUCUUAUACCUUCAUUCCUUGUAAGUCCUUUGGUUCUGGCUCUAUGAUUCCUGGAAUGGCUCCUUCACCUUGA